AAGACGCAGUUGGCUCUUCAACAGUUGACAUCAGCUGCCUCAAACAAUUCUACACCACCUUAUGCUUUGUUAAAUCAGGCAUUCCUGAAAAUCGCCAUGUUUAAUCCCAGAGGAAACUUGCAUCAGAGGCCAAGAGCACCUAACCCAUCUGGCUCAAAACCUCCAGGAGCUUUUAGGGGAGGUGGCAUAGCAGGUCUUCAAAGAAAGCCUGCACCUGGAACACCUCAAGGAAUUUCACAAAGAUUUGGAGGACAUGAAAAUUUACAGCGGACAGGAUCACGAAGAACUAAUGUUCAGGUAACUCAACACCGAACCGAUCCAAGGCAAGCAAAGGAGAUGGCAGACUUACAGGAAGAGCAAAAGGAAAAGGUUCGUACUUCACGUUGGGAUAACAAUCCAUGUUCAACUGGAAACACCAGCCGAAAGCACCCUGUGCCAGCCCGGAUCACAGAGCAGAAUACAAAUGUCCAGAGCCGUUAUACAACAGAGAGUGCAUCAAGUAUUUUAGCAAGUUUUGGAUUAUCUAAUGAAGAUCUGGAGGAACUCAGUCGCUACCCAGAUGAUCAGUUAACACCUGAAAACAUGCCGCUAAUUUUGAGGGAUAUACGAAUGCGUAAAAUGAGUCAUCAGUUACCCAAUUUACAUUCUCAGAGCAGAGAAAAAGAAACAGUUGGUGGAACGGGUGGUUCAACUGUUAAGAGCAAAGUGAUUGAUUAUGGGCACACAAGCAGGUAUGGAUACACUGAAGAUCCUCUUGAGGUGCGUGUGUACAAUCCUGAAGAACCAGCUGAAGAGAACAGGAAAGAAUUUCAACCGCAGCAAACUAUUUCAGUUCCAUCAUCCAAUGUAACAUGUAACCCAGUGUUUCCAGUUGAGGAAUUAAUGAAACAGAUGGGUUUCCAUAGUGAUUCAUCCAAUACUCAGUCAUUUUUUCCAGUUGAUGCUACAGGCAAGGUGCCAGGGUUAUGUAUGACACCUACAGGACUCCCAAUGGUGAAACCGAUGAGCCAGCCUGGGAUGCCACCUAUGAUGCCACCUAUGAGCCAGCCUGGGAUGCCACCUAUGAUGCCACCUAUGAGCCAGCCUGCGAUGCCACCUAUGAUGCCUCCUGUUAUGCCGCCUGUGCCCCAAUCUGUGAUGACACCCAUUGUCCAGCAGUCUUUGACCCAGCCACCUAUGGCCCAGCCUGUGAUGCCACCUAUCAGCCAUCCACCCUUUUCAGCUGAACUUCUUGCCGCUGUAAGACAUCAUGAAAGGAUUCAGCAUGAAUCUGGGACUAAUCAGUCUAAUGCACAGAUUGGCUCAGGUCAGAAGAACUUCCAGACACAAGUUGAAGCUCCUAUUAAGUCUCCUUUUGGAAUUGUGAAAGCCUCUUGGCUUCCAGUGUUUUCACAGGCUGCUGCCCAGAAGGUAAAGAGACUGCCAACUCCAUCUAUGAUGAAUGACUACUAUGCUACAUCUCCAAGGAUAUUUCCACAUAUGUGUUCUCUGUGUAACAUGGAAUGCACUCAUAUGAAGUUACAAUUGAAAGAUUUCAAGGAUUGGAUUCAGCAUCAGAAUAAUCCUGCUCACAUUGAGAGCUGCCGUCAGUUACGUCAACAGUAUCCUGAUUGGAAUCCUGAGGUCCAUUCUUCAAAGAGAAAUGAAGGCGAGAGAAAAGAAAAUCAGACCCCAAAGAGACGUUCCAACUCUGCUAGUCCUGGUCCUAGGCAUUCAAGAGGAUCAGGCUCUGGCCAUAUUCUUCGCCGAUCCCGAUCCCGAUCCAGGAGCCCUGGCCGUUUCAGGCUACCUAGACCAAGAAGUCGAAGUCCAAGGCAGAUGCGUCGUCCUAGCCCUAGACACAGAUCUAGGUCACCACAACGAUCUAGAAAUCCUUUGAGGUGUAGUCCACGACCCCAAAGAUCUGCUAGCAAUGAAUGGGCAUCAAGGAGGACAACUAGAUCUCCAGACAAAAAGGCAGCGUUGGAGGCUGUAGUAAAAAGUUUGGGACCCAGUUUCGUUGCAGAGUUCAAUAAACAGAAAUCACUUCAAGCAGCUGGACAAGGGUCCUCAGGGAUAGGAAAAGCAUCACCUGCACAAGGGAUUUCAGGGGUAGGGAAGAUACAUGGAUCUGUGAAAAAGCCACCAAGUGCUACAGGUCAUCACAAGACUUUGAAGAAAGAUUUAUCAUCUGUGUCUGGCUCAGCUGCUUCUAAAAUGAAAUCUGAAACUGCGGGGGUGCAAGAAAAGAAAGAGAUGAAUUUUGAUGGGAAAGCUGCAAAGGAAACCAAUGUUCCUCGUCCCGCUCCUUAUAACAGACUGUUGAGAGAGAAGCUUUUGAGUUGUGGCACAGUUCUCCAUAUAUCGGAUUUGCCGGAUGAUGGCUUUUCAGAUCAAGAUAUUAAAAAAAUUGUUCAGCCAUUUGGUAAAGUUAGUGACCUCCUGGUGCUUCGCUCUAGAAAUGAGGCCUUCCUAGAAAUGAACUACAAAGAGGCUGUGAUAGCAGCUGUGAAGUAUGGUGAGACAGUGCCAGUGCUGGUAAAUGGGAAGCGUGUGAAAAUAAGCAUAGCCGAAAAACCAAAAGCACCUCCUGGCCAGGUCAAAGUAAGUCUAAAGAAGACUCCACAGAAUGUAAAGAAAGCUACAUUGAGUACCAAAAAAGAUGGAAACAGUACUACUACUAAGAAGACUAAAUCUGCUACUUCAGCUGCUUCUGCAGGUAAACAUGAAGUAACAAAGAAACCGGCUGUGCAAACAGAUAGUAAAACUAAGAAAACUUCAACCACUUCAGCAAAACCUAAUGAAAAGAAGCGUAUUGAUCCUAAGAAGUCUGCAGAAUCCAAAAAGAAGGAUGCAAAACCUAAGAAAGUCGCAGAACCGAAGCGGGCUGUGGAGACUAAGACGACCAUAGAAUCUAAGAAGGCUGUAGAGGCUAGGAAAACCACAGAGCCUAAGAAAGCUGGAGACGAUGAGGCCAAAGAAAUUAGUAAACCUAUAGCUGUGCAAGAGAAAAUUACACUAACUUCUACUCUGGAGGUGGAAUCAAAUCAGUCUAUGGAAUCUGUAGCCAACAAAGAAAAUCUUGAGGCCAAGAACACUGUGGAAGUGAAGACAGCUGAAAGUACCAGGAAGGAAAAUGCUUCAAAAGCUACUGGAGAGACUACAAAGAGCGAAGAACCAAAUGAUCCAGCUAGCAAGGAACUUGAUGACAUGUGUGUUGUUCUUAUUUCAAACUUACCUGAUAAAGGAUAUUCUGUUGAGGAAGUUUCCAACCUAACAAAGCCAUUUGGAGGACUGAAAGAUGUUUUAAUUUUGUCUUCUCAUAAAAAGGCAUAUCUGGAAAUAAAUCAAAAAUCUGCAGAUUCCAUGGUUAAAUUUUAUACCUGCUUCCCAAUGUCAGUGGAUGGAAAUCAGCUUUGCAUUAGUAUGGCACCAGAAUACAAGAAUAUAAAAGAUGAGGAAGCUAUAUUUACUGCUAUUAUUAAAGAUGCCAACUCAAAGGUAAAUACAGAAACUUUAUAUAAUCAGUUUGUGCAUCUUGGUAAUUUACCAGAAGAUGGAUACACAGAACUUGAAGUAGUUUGCGUGGGACUUCGAUUUGGGAAAGUGGAUCACUAUGUUGUGUUGAAGAACAAAAAGAAGGCAAUUCUUCAGCUAGAUAGUCCCGACUCAGCUAAAUCAAUGUGCUGCUUCCUAAAACAGUACCCAUAUAACAUGGGUGAAAAUACACUGACUUGUAUGCUAUCACCAAGGAGAGAACUUGCAGAGGAUGAAGUUACAAAAAAAGAGCUGAAAAACCAAGAACCAAGUAAAGGAAGCUCUGACUUGAAAAAAAAACCAGAGGGAUCAGGAGUGGUGCAAACAGCAGCUGCUAAUCCUCCAGUAGAGACUAGUGUGGCAAAGGAAGAAAUCAUUUCCAACUCUGUCAAAGCUGAGACUUCAACAGUGCAGAUAGAAGCCUCUGAGUUGGAGCCUGAAAGAACGGUACGUGAUUCUGCUACAAAACCAUCGGAAGUUGAAACAUCCAAGGGGGAAUCUGAAGUUGCAGUUACUGGCUCAGAAACCAAACCAGCUGAUGAUGAAUUAUCCAAAGUUAAAUCAGAAGAGAUCCUGCUGCCUCCUUUCAACCUUCAGAAGGAAGAGGUAGUUAAAGAUAACUCUGAAACAGAAUUAUUGGAAUCUGCUAUCACAACUGUAACAGAAAGAGAAACUAAAGUGAAACCUGAAGAAUUGCGUGUUCCUGCCAGUGGAUCAUCAGAAGAGUUAUCCAGUGUCGGCAAGCUAGAAGAUGUGCAGUCGGACUCUGCUGUGAAACCAGCAACAGUGGAAACAGCUGAGGCUGUUUCUGAAGCAGUGCCACCUGAUUCUGCUGCAGUUUCGGUGGAAAUGCUGUCAGCUGAAGAUAUACAACCAAGCAACAAAUUGGAUACUCCUGUAAAAAAUGCUGUUACUGGUACAGUGGAAAAUAAACUUGAAAUACCUGUGGCCAGUGCUGUGGUGUCUAUAGAGAAGAAACCGGAAAAGUCAGUGACCAAAGUUGGGACAGCCUUGGAGAAGAAACUGGAAAAGUCAAUGGCUAAGAUUGGGACAGCCAUGGAGAAGAAACUGGAGAAGCCUGUAGCCAGCACUGGGGUGGACACAGAGAAGAAACCCGAAAAGCCUGUGGACAAUGUUAUAACAGACAUAGAGAACAUUGAAAAAAAUGUGCUUAAUGAAAAGAAUGAGCGAACUUUAAUCAAGGCACAUCAGAAUAAAGGACCGGGACAAGUUAAAAUAGAUGAAACCAGCAAAGCAAGUGUGUCAGCUGCAGCAUUUGUAUCCAUCAAGGAACCUACCUCUGUUGGUAAAACAAUCUUAAAGGCUGUGGUGUCUAUCCCUGAUAUAUCAAAGUCAAGAGUUAUGAUGCGGAGAAAUGAGACUUCUCUAACUAAAACAGAGGAGCAGAAAGCUUCCUCAAAACCUGAGACCAGAAGCCGAUCUGCUACUGAGAAGAAACUUUCAUCGAAAGAAGUGGGUCAGCCAAGAGCUACUGGCAGCAGAUCAGGUCUGCCAGAUAGCGUCACCAAAUCUAAACUGGACAUAAGUCCUGUUCUUGUAAAGGGAGGCAGUGGGAGGAGUUCAUCUCAGCAAGACAAGGACUCAAGAGUGGAAUCUAGGGGUAGUUCAAAGCAGUCUCAAGAGAGAGAGAGUAGAUCAUCCAGCAUGAAGAAAGACGACAACAGCAAUAAGAUUCCUGCUGGUCGAAUUAGUAAGACUUCUAAAACUGUCUCUAGUGGCAAUGUAAAACCAAAAGAGGAAGAAGAGCUUUUCCCAUUUAACUUGGAUGAGUUUGUUACUGUGGAUGAGGUUGUAGAAGAGACAGACUCUCCUCUUCAAACCAGACGAAAUCCCCCCCGGGGGAAAAGAAAAGACUCUGCUAAAAAUAACUCUUCCUCUGAGCCUGUUGCUAAGAGGAAGAAAGGUAAAAGCUCCAUAGCACAUGUUGAUGAGAGCGAAUUAUCCUUUGUCACUUUGGAUGAGAUUGUAGAAGAGGAGGAGAUGACUGCACAACUGGUAGGAGACUCCAAUUUAGAAGCAAUAACAGACCCACAGAGUCUAGUUACUGUGGAUGAAGUAAAUGAAGAAGAGGAGCUGAUUUCAGAAGCAGUAAAAGACCCACAAUCACUUGUUACUUUAGAUGAGAUAUCUGAACAGGAAGAAUUUUCUUCACAUGAUUUACCCAAAGAUGUCUCCAGUUCAGUUUCAGAGGAGCAAGAUCUUCUGAAAGCAGAACCCUUGGUAACUGUGGAUGAAAUAGGAGAAGUUGAAGAGCUCCCUCUAAAUGAGCCUUCAGAUUUGAAUAUUGAGGAGACCUUAAAACCUAAGGAAGAGGAUGAUAAAAGGGCUAUUGAGGAUCCUGGAGACUUUAUCUCUUCUCAGCUGCCUGAAGAUCCUAGUACUUUAGUGACAGUAGAUGAAAUACAGGAAGACAGUGAUGAUCAGCCUCUAGUAACUUUAGAUGAAGUUACUGAAGAUGACGAAGACUUUUUGGCAGAUUUCAACCGUUUAAAAGAGGAACUAAACUUUGUUACUGUAGAUGAAGUUGGGGAGGAGGAUGAAGAAGAAGAAAAUACUUUUAUAGGCACAAACCUGGAAGAGGAGGAUAUUGUUGCAAUUGCAGGACCAGAAGAAAUGGAAAUUCUGGCAGACAUAGGGCGAGAAGGGGAGGAUAUUUUUGCAAACUCAAAGUCAGAAGAAAAGGUGACUCUUGAAGCUGACACAAAGGAAAUAGAAAAUGAGACCCUUGUAGCAGAUAAACAGGAGGCAGACGAGGCACUUUCAGCAAAUACAGAGGAGACUGAAAAAGCUGAAACUUGGAACAAGACAAGUGAAAAAGAGAUCAAAGGAGAAACUGAGAGUGAGCAGCAGUCUGCAGAGCUAAGCCUGAGCAAAGCGCAUGAGUCAAAUGAAAUGGGGAGACAAACUAAGAACAAGCAUCAGCCUCCAGUGAAAACCCCAGGCAAAAGAGGUAGACCUAGGAAAAGACCAGUUGUUCCACUGCCUGAGACACCUAUUGAAACAGAGCAAGAAAAGUGUGACAAGAACACUGAGGAGACAGCAGAUAAAACAGAAUUAGUGGAAAGCUCAACAUCUGAUUCCAACAAGGAGAAAAUAGGAAAGGGAACCUUGACUACCCCAGAAUCAAAUAGUUUGAGUGAAGACAGUCAGACUACAACCGUUACAGAUUCUGUAUCUAGUUCUUUAUUACCUGAUCUAAAUGCAAGUCUGCUGCCUGAUGCAGAUAUAAAGCAGGAAGGCUGCAGUGAGAUGCCUUCACAAUCUUCUGAAAAACCUGUGAAAGAUGAAUUGGGAUCAGGAGAUACAGAACCAGAGUCUAAACGAAGAAAAGUGGAUUCCUCAGCAGAUAAAUUGAAGACACCAAGCACUCCAAAAGGUUUAGAUUUUCUUGUUCCAAAGGCUGGCUACUUCUGUCAGAUCUGCUCUCUCUUCUACGCAGGUGAAAUGUCUAUGAAAAAUCAUUGCAAGACACUGCGUCAUCAGCAGAAUAUGGAGAAAUUCAUGGCCAAGCAAAAGGAUGGGGAAGAUGAGGAGGAAGAUGAGGGGGAAGAACUUAGUUCCAGGUGAUCUCAGGAGGAGAGAAGAAUUCUUUAAAACAAUUUAAUUUAGGGUCCAGUAAAUUUUGUGUCUUUUGUUAUGGUUUAAUUUGUAAUUUUCUUUCAGAAACAAGCUCUGAUGUUGUAUAAAUUUGAGUUCAAGGUAGACAAAGACAGAAGAAAAUGUAUGGUGGUUUUGAUUUCUAUAUCAAAUCAUCUGGCUUGGGAGAGAACUCUUAAGUGUUGAAAUAAAUGUUCUUACUGUAUAGUUAACACCAUGUGAUUGUGUUUGGUGUAAUUUCAUGUUUAGCAGUUUACUACAUCACUGUAGAGGAUUUAUGGAAGCUCUUCCAGAGAUCCACAUUUAGUGUUUCUUUGCAGAUCUUCGCUAUUGAAAUUUCAAUCUUCACAUGUUUCAUGUAGAGUUGGGUGAAUUGUUUUCCGAGAACAGUAAAUUGAUUGAAAAAAAUAUUA
Gopherus evgoodei (Goodes thornscrub tortoise) is the source of this 7547-nucleotide messenger RNA. RefSeq names its product zinc finger protein 638 (gene ZNF638). The record is from RefSeq and is a predicted model, not a curated record. Gene Ontology annotation, cellular component: nucleus. NCBI's taxonomy places the organism in Eukaryota, Metazoa, Chordata, Testudines, Testudinidae. Gene Ontology annotation, biological process: regulation of RNA splicing; RNA splicing. Bases 97 to 7104 code for a protein of 2335 amino acids. Gene Ontology annotation, molecular function: mRNA binding; zinc ion binding. The transcript is spliced from 29 exons.